This is a messenger RNA of Neomonachus schauinslandi (Hawaiian monk seal), 2096 nucleotides long. RefSeq names its product zinc and ring finger 1 (gene ZNRF1). Lineage: Eukaryota; Metazoa; Chordata; Mammalia; Carnivora; Phocidae. The record is from RefSeq and is a predicted model, not a curated record. The coding region runs from base 602 to 1285 and encodes 227 amino acids. The transcript has 5 exons.
CCGGCGAGCGCAGCCCGGGACCGAGCGGGGCGGAGCGGCUGGCGGGGCCGGCGGCUGCUGGAGCGAGAGCGCGACGCGACCGCGGCUUCCCGAGCUCCGCCUGGCCGCCCAGCGCCGCAGCCCGCCCGAGGCCUGGAGGGUCCGGGCCGGCGUCCAUGGUCGCGGGGUCCUGAGGCGGGGGACGCGCCCGGUGCCCCCAGCCCUCCUCAGCCUCCUCCUGUCCGGCGGGCGGCCUCCUCCGGCGCCUCCCUGCGCCCGCCCGCCGCCUCCCUCCCUCCUUCCCUGCGGCUCCCCCGGCUUUCGGGAGCCCGGGGGCGGCCUGUGGCGCGCCGAGCCCGCGCCGGACUGCGCCUCUUUGGACCUUGAGGGGAAACAUGCGUUUGGCUUGGAUCGUUUUAAAUUCUUAGUUUGGGAUCCCCGCCCGCCUGCCUCUUCCGCCCCGCGGGUUUUCUUUUCUUUUUUCUUUUUUUUCCCUUUUUUUCCUCCGGGUCUCCUUUUUGACUCCCUCCCCAUUUAUGCUCGCCCAACCCUCCCCCCGCUGCUGAGAAGUGGGGGAGGGUCUCGGCCUCCAGGUUCCCGCCCCACCGGGGCCCGGGCGAGCAUGGGGGGCAAGCAGAGCACGGCGGCCCGCUCCCGGGGCCCCUUUCCGGGGGUCUCCACCGAUGACAGCGCCGUGCCCCCGCCGGGAGGGGCGCCCCACUUCGGGCACUACCGGGCGGGCGGCGGGGCCAUGGGGCUUCGCAGCCGCUCGGUCAGCUCGGUGGCGGGCAUGGGCAUGGACCCCAGCACGGCCGGGGGGGUGCCCUUUGGCCUCUACACCCCCGCCUCCCGGGGGACCGGCGACUCGGAGAGGGCGCCCGGCGGCGGAGGGUCUGCGUCCGACUCCACCUAUGCCCAUGGCAAUGGUUACCAGGAGACCGGCGGCGGUCACCAUAGAGACGGGAUGCUGUACCUGGGCUCCCGAGCCUCGCUGGCGGAUGCUCUACCUCUGCACAUCGCACCCAGGUGGUUCAGCUCGCACAGUGGUUUCAAGUGCCCCAUUUGUUCCAAGUCUGUGGCUUCUGAUGAGAUGGAAAUGCACUUUAUAAUGUGUCUGAGCAAACCUCGCCUCUCCUACAACGAUGACGUGCUGACGAAAGACGCGGGUGAGUGUGUGAUCUGCCUGGAGGAGUUGCUUCAGGGGGACACGAUAGCCAGGCUGCCCUGCCUGUGCAUUUAUCACAAAAGCUGCAUAGAUUCGUGGUUUGAAGUGAACAGAUCUUGUCCAGAACAUCCCGCAGACUGACCCUGCUGGGCUCGCUUGCUGACUCCUCUCAAAGGGACAGCCAGCCCCCGUUCCUGAGAGGAGGCAUCGGACACGGGCAGAGCUGAGCUGGGGACACCAGUGGGAACAGGGCACCCCUUCUGCACUGACUUCCAGAGAACGGUUCUCCCUUUCUCCCUGAGGACACCAAAUUGGAUGAGAGCGAGUUUGAGAGAAGAAUCAACUGCUAUCCUUCCCCUCACCCCUCAUCCCAGGAGGGAAAGGGCAUUUUCUUUUACACCUUUGAAAGGCGUUGUGGGUCUGUCUAAAGUGUUUACAAAAAAAAAAAAAAAAAAAAUUAUAAAAAAAAGUCUAGUGUCGACUGGUGUUUUCCCUCGUGAUGUUUACAGAUUGCUGUCUGCCGCCCGGCUAGAACCCCCUCAGUGACAGAGAUGAACGGGGCCGUGCACGGUCUCCUGUGCCCAAUGCCCCCCUGUCGGCCCUCUAUCACCAACCAUUCUGCCUUGGGUGGUGGCUUUUGUUUUUGUUUUUGUUUUUUGGGGGGUUGUGGUUGUUUGUUUGUUUCCUCCAUUAUUCUGGCUUGGUUUUGCACUUUUCUCCCCUUGGGACCCUGAUGUGUAACUUCAUUGCCAAAAAAACAACCCAUCAAGGAUCUUCUCCUCUCCAUUCCCUUUUCCUCUCCCUCCUUCGCUCCUGGUUCUGGUCAGUUCAGAGGAUUUAACAAUCACAGGUGUCCUGCAAAAAUGCCUGAACAUUUUUCUUAGACCCUUGUGGAUUUUUUUUUUUCCAGAAAACUUAGACAAAAGACUUAUUAAAGGAAUAUGUACAGUUA